AUGGAGGGCACGACGGGGUACUUGGGCAACCUCACGCCUGAUCAAGAGGCCCGUCUGCAGCAGUUCUGGAUGUUCCUUUUGAAUGCUUUCGACGGUCUUGAUGGCAAACUAUCGUCGUCCUUGGCUACAACCGCGGAGACAACGACCCGAUCAAACAGCUUUGACGAACCACCACUCUCACCGAACAGUUUCGACUCCAACGGUCGUCACAGCUUCUCCAGCCAUGGAAACCACAAACUUAAUUCGAACCCGUCCGUCCAUCUACCCCCGACUCCAACCAGCCCUAUUUCUCCAUCCACAGUACAGUCGUCACUCCCACAGCCAAAGAAACUGCGCCGACGCACCUCCCUCCUCAGCAAUGCCUCCGAAUCGUUAAUGAACCGCACGUCUUCCACGCAUAAACGAGCUAUGAGUUUUCAUGCGCAGUCUAUGGGCGGAGUUCACCUGCGACCCAGCCCGCAAAACGCCAAAGUCAUGCAACGAGUCAUGAAUUCGUACAAGCUGUCGCCGGACGAGCUGCGACGGAGCUUGCUUUCGUCGCUCAAACAGGACCAUCCAGACUCAAUGCUCCUUCGAUUUCUCCGGGCCCGCAAAUGGGAUGUUGGCAAAGCAUUUGUUCUGCUCGUAGCUGCAAUGGCAUGGCGCGUGAAGAUGCAGGUUGACGAGGACAUUAGCACACGCGGAGAGCUAUAUGCGCUACAGCAGACGAGAGCCAACUAUCGGGCAGAGAGAAAGGUUGGAAUAGAUUUUAUGAAGCAGCUUCGCAUGGGCAAGAAUAUCAUCCAUGGUGUUGACCGAGCGGGCCGGCCGAUUGUCGAUAUUAGGGUUCGUCUUCAUUACGCCGAGGACCAGUCGGAUGCUACGUUGGAGCGAUAUAUUAUUUACACAAUAGAGACGGUGCGGAUGUUGCUGCGUCCGCCUUUGGUCGAGACUUCUGUCCUGAUUUUUGACAUGAACGACUUCUCCAUGUCUAAUAUGGACUACACCCCGAUCAAAUUCAUAAUUAAAUGUCUUGAGAACUUUUACCCAGAAUCUCUCGCGCUCAUCCUGAUCCAUAACGCGCCAUGGUUCUUUUCCGGUCUCUGGAAAAUAAUCAAAAGCUGGAUGAAUGACUCUCUCGUCUCCAAAGUCCACUUCACAAAAACCGUCGAGGAUCUUGAGCGCUUCAUCCCUCGCGAGAAUAUCCCAGCCGAUCUCGGCGGGCUAGACGCAUAUCACUAUCGCUAUAUCGAACCUGACACCACAGAUAAAGUCGAAAGCUUACCGCUCGACACAUACUCACCAACCCGAGAAUUCCUCCUAAACCAACGUCAACGAAUCGCCUCGGAUUUACUCGACACCACGAGACUAUGGCUCCAAACCUCCGCGAUGCGCGACCGCAUCGGCACAGCAAUCCAACAGGACCGACGUGCUGAGCUGAUUGAGGAUCUGAGAAUGAACUACUGGCGCGUAGACCCGUUUAUUCGCGCGCGGAGCCAGCUGGAUCGCGAAGGCGUGAUUGUCGGCGACGGCAUUGGCACGAUCAAUAUCUAUCCACAUCUAGUUGCCAGAGACGAAUCCAUCCUUUCAUCCUCCUCCUUGACACUUGAUGAUCGUAAUCACGAUAGUGGCAUUGCCACAGAUGGCAGCGCCAACGGCACCGAUUUAGGCUUCGAUUUCGGUCUCGAUGAUAAUAAUAAUAAUAAUAAUACUAACAACAUUAUGCACCACGACGACCCAAGCGCAAUGGACGUGCGAGAGAGUUUUAUGCGCGAGUAUGACGAUAGCCUUGUCAGCGACGACAAAGAUGGUGAUGUUAUCAUGCACGACGAACCAACAUCAACACCCCAGCACAAACAUGUUGAAAGCGGACGCGAAAACCCAGUCGGGCAUACCACUUUGCACACUGACGACACCGACGGCAAUGACGAGAAUGAUGAAGACGGCAGCGACUUUGACUUUGACGAUGAUGACGAGGAAGCCGAGAUUCACGAUGCCGUCACGCAUAUGGUUGGCGGACAUCAAGGACAAGGCGGGUUCAUGGUUCAGAGGGCUGCUGUGAGGGUUGUGAAUGUGUCUUGA
Talaromyces proteolyticus is the source of this 2061-nucleotide messenger RNA. RefSeq lists its product as uncharacterized. Bases 1 to 2061 code for a protein of 686 amino acids. The record is from RefSeq and is a predicted model, not a curated record. The transcript is spliced from 3 exons. NCBI's taxonomy places the organism in Eukaryota, Fungi, Ascomycota, Eurotiomycetes, Eurotiales, Trichocomaceae.